Messenger RNA from Suricata suricatta (meerkat), 1697 nucleotides. RefSeq names its product sodium voltage-gated channel beta subunit 1 (gene SCN1B). Gene Ontology annotation, cellular component: voltage-gated sodium channel complex. Gene Ontology annotation, biological process: regulation of heart rate by cardiac conduction; cardiac muscle cell action potential involved in contraction; sodium ion transport. NCBI's taxonomy places the organism in Eukaryota, Metazoa, Chordata, Mammalia, Carnivora, Herpestidae. The transcript has 6 exons. The record is from RefSeq and is a predicted model, not a curated record. Bases 496 to 1053 code for a protein of 185 amino acids. Gene Ontology annotation, molecular function: sodium channel regulator activity.
GAGACACAGCGACUCGGAGUACUCGGGUGUGCUCCGCAGAGGAGAAGGAGACAGAGAGAGAUGUAGAGGGUGCCAGAGAGAGGCUGAGAAGCGAGUUAGAAAUCGGAGCGCUGGAGAGAGAAACUUUAGAGAGGCAGGGACAGAUGAAGACACACAGGUAGACACAGGAAGAGAUGGAGUGUAAAAGGGACAGGGAAAGGUGGAGAGAGGGACCAGAAGAGGCUGUCUGAGCCUGGAAAGAGGACCCGAAGCAGUGGGCCCUCCGGAGAGACUCCCUGAGAGAUAUAAAGUAGGGGAGACAGAUACAGAGGUGCAUUAGGAGUUAGAGAGAGACCGAAGAGGAGGACAAGAAGUCCCCAAGAUUCAUAGAGAAAGACACUCAGGGAAAAAGAAAAACACCAGAGCUGGAGCUGGAGAGGCCCAGCAUUGGCUGGUGUGUCCUCAGCCUGGGGGGGCUGUGUGGAGGUGGACUCGGAGACCGAGGCCGUGUACGGGAUGACCUUCAAAAUUCUGUGCAUCUCCUGCAAGCGCCGCAGCGAGACCAACGCUGAGACCUUCACUGAGUGGACCUUCCGCCAGAAGGGCACGGAGGAGUUUGUCAAGAUCCUGCGCUACGAGAAUGAGGUGCUGCAGCUGGAGGAGGAUGAGCGUUUCGAGGGCCGCGUGGUGUGGAACGGCAGCCGGGGCACCAAGGACCUGCAGGACCUGUCCAUCUUCAUCACCAACGUCACCUACAACCACUCGGGCGACUACGAGUGCCAUGUCUACCGGCUGCUCUUUUUUGAGAACUACGAGCACAACACCAGCGUCGUCAAAAAGAUCCACCUUGAGGUGGUGGACAAAGCCAACAGAGACAUGGCGUCCAUCGUGUCGGAGAUCAUGAUGUAUGUGCUCAUCGUGGUGUUGACCAUAUGGCUCGUGGCGGAGAUGGUUUACUGCUACAAGAAGAUCGCCGCAGCCACGGAGGCUGCCGCACAAGAGAAUGCCUCGGAAUACCUGGCCAUCACCUCAGAAAGCAAAGAGAACUGUACGGGUGUCCAGGUGGCCGAAUAGCCCCGGUCCUGGGCUCCACCUCAAGGAAGAGCCAGCCCUAAUGGGGAACAUCUGGGCGCAGCCUGCCCUCAGUGGGGGUUGGCCAUUCCUGGGCCUCCACGAGCCUCAGAGUCCUGCCAAUGGAGCCGCCAGGGUGGGAGGGGGCAGGGGGCUUGGCUCACACCCCCAAUCCAGCCUACUUCCUCCUGCCCCAUUGCCCACCCACACCAUGCAUGAUGGGUAAAGCAAUACUGCCGCUGCCCCCACCCCUGCUUCUGCUGCCUGUUUGGGAGGGGGGGCGGUGAGGUGGGGGCAGCGGCUCCGCACCCCUCCUUCUUGCUGAUUUGCACACACUGGCCGCUUCAGAUGCACACUACUGGGGCCCAGCCCCUCCCCGCCCCAGCGCCCCGCCCCGUGGGGGUCGUGAUGGGCUGGCACAGUUUGGGGCAGGGGGUUCUGGGACCCACUCCAACCCCCAGCAACGUUUCCCCUCCUUCCUCUGGCUGGACCUGGGGUCCCUUCUCCCUGUGAUGCACUCUUGCCCCAGCCCAACCCUGCCCUCUCUCACCAGCCUUGGAUCGUGGCCACUUAGAAAGGGGCCCGUUCAGCCUCGUCUCUCUUCACACAAGUAGUUUUGUUCAUGAAAUAAAGAUUCUUGGACUUGA